This is a messenger RNA of Trypanosoma brucei brucei TREU927, 2007 nucleotides long. RefSeq lists its product as hypothetical. The transcript has a single exon. The record is from RefSeq and is a predicted model, not a curated record. Bases 1 to 2007 code for a protein of 668 amino acids. NCBI's taxonomy places the organism in Eukaryota, Euglenozoa, Kinetoplastea, Trypanosomatida, Trypanosomatidae.
AUGAUUGGCAGGUUAUUGGGGUUUAGGAUAAAUGCCACAGCACUGUUGGUGGUUUUGUUACUAUCAACCUUCUUCAUCACGUUGGUAACGUACCGUAGUCUUCCUCCAGAUCCACUUGAAGGAGAACCGCAACCUUCUGUGAGUAGGAGAAGGGACAAGGGUUUGGAAUAUACAACUCAUCUUCCGCCAACCUUGUCUAUUAGGCCGUUCUCGUACAACGUAACGAAGGUUCCUGCAAGCUUCUGGAUGGUUAAGCCACCCGAUGAUUAUCGGCAAAUGACAUGCUCUCAGCUGUACAACCGGCACGUUUUUGAAUACGACGAAGUGAAUAGCCAGAGCCCUCAUCACUUUUUCCACACUCAGAUCACGUACCAUGAAAUGUUUCGGGACCCUCAUCCGGCAUGUGGGCGUUAUAUGCUUUCCCAUUGGUUCAACGAGGAACACAAAUAUCUCUUCGUGUUGCGUGCCUCGCUACCAUUAGCAAGUGACAUACUGGAGGUAACUGCAGGCGGAUGGAGUCAAAGUGUUGAAGUGGAACAAUGUGGUACAUGUCUGGAGUCGAAAGAAAAUAAAGCCUGCAUUGAUGACGUUGAAUUCAUUGCACGUCUUUUUAACGAGAACCGCGUGCUUGCUGCCCAGGUAAUACGGCCCACUCCCCGAUUGGACGCGAGCAAGGCGGGUAGCUUUGUAUCGCGGAUUGUCCGUUUCCGAGUCCCCGACCCGGGCAAUUAUACUUUGGAGGUGAAGAUGGUACACCUCAACAGUAACACAGGUGUGCCUUGGGGGUCUCGUACACUUGGUGUCGUUAGCGGGUGGGGAAAUGACACAACCCGUAGUGUGUUUACGUAUAAUAGCAUCUGUGACGUGCAGCGGCAUGUAUACGGAAGUCCAUUACGCAUUCGGGUAGUGCCUGCGCCCCGACCGGCAACGGCUGCUCUUCCGCCUCUCUGCAAUGCAUCUACGAAUUACAACACCUCUGAAGGUGGUCAGUGGGUGCGUUUCCUUGAUGGGGCGGAUUCCAGUACACCACUGGGGUCCCCGCACCCGCUUGCAGCUCAGUGCACGAAGGGUGAUCGCUAUUGCUAUGGUGAUCCUAGCAUGCUUACGGACCCUAGGGGAUUAAACAGUCAUCUUGUUUGGGUUCCAACUACCUGCCGGUUGCGCAUUGUUUCGGGUGAGGGGAGGGAUCCUUUCCCUAUGAUUUGCAGGCGGAUGUCGAUGUUUAGCGGGAAACCGACCGUAGUGUUGUUUGCGGGCGGUGCCAUUGUGAACGAAUAUUACAAAAACUGCCAGUCACUGGAGAAAAAAGUGGGCAAUUCUGUCAUACAUUGUUUAUAUAGAAAAAUAAACUAUAACCUUACUGAGCGUCGUGCGAGUUCGCCUAGGAAGGCGCUAGUCGAACUCCUUGACAACAUUCAGGAACCGGUGAAUGUGUUUGUCACGAACCUGGGCAUGGAGGAUCUGCUCGAGGCUUGGGAGACGAAAGAUUGGGUGGAGGUGAUGCGAGCAUUCGCUGAGGAAUGGAGGCAGCAGAAGGUAACACUGUUGCGCGGCCCCUACACGAGGUGGCCCCCGUUCGGCGCGGAGCCGACAGUUGCGGCCCCCGGAGAAACCGAUUGGCAACAAUAUAUGUGGGAUCAGAAUUACCGAAGCAAGGCGAUGGAGGAUUCCCGCUCAACGAAAUGUGCCUUCCCGUGUGUAGAGUGGGCCAUAUGGUUGUCUCCACCGACUGUACACUACACGGUAACGGGAGCGACACAGAAUCGGUCCAUGGAUUGGGAUCGAAUGGCCUACAAGGUGUUAAAGAAGAUUGGGUUUACUCGUCUGGAUGCAAUGACGCCUACUCACUCAAGGCAGGAGGGUUCGUGGGAUGGCCUGCGCUACAUGGCUCUGUCCGCAUACGAGCCAUUAUCCUCGCCGGAGCCACGUAGGCAAGUACAGGAGGACAGUGGUGGUGUUUCUUACAUGCUUUUUGUCAUCCUGCUGAACGUCGUUUGCUUUUCAUAG